Molecule: messenger RNA, 4736 nt
Organism: Ylistrum balloti
Lineage: Eukaryota; Metazoa; Mollusca; Bivalvia; Pectinida; Pectinidae
Product: signal peptide, CUB and EGF-like domain-containing protein 1
Exons: 25
Coding region: 1-3963 (1320 amino acids)
Biological process (GO): signal transduction
Cellular component (GO): cell surface
Molecular function (GO): calcium ion binding
Source: RefSeq, a predicted model, not a curated record
AUGAAGUGGACUCUGAUCAUUUCAGAUAACGCUGUGUAUGUUUUGGCUAUUGGUAACUCCUCAGAUAACGUUGUGUAUGUUUUGGCUAUUGGUGACUCCUCAGAUAACGCUGUGUAUGUUUUGGCUAUUGGUGAAUCCUCAGAUAACGCUGUGUAUGUGUUGGCUAUUGGUGACUCCUCAGAUAACGCUGUGUAUGUUCUGGCUAUUGGUGACUCCUCAGAUAACGCUGUGUAUGUUUUGGCUAUUGGUGACUCCUCAGAUAACGCUGUGUAUGUUUUGGCUAUUGGUGACUCCUCAGUUAACGCUGUGUAUGUUUUGGCUAUUGGUGACUCCUCAGAUAACGCUGUGUAUGUUUUGGCUAUUGGUGACUCCUCAGAUAACGCUGUGUAUGUUCUGGCUAUUGGUGGCUUCACAGAUAACGCUGUGUAUGUUCUGGCUAUUGGUGACUCCUCAGAUAACACUCUGUAUGUUCUGGCUAUUGUUUUUGCCAUUAUUGAAAGUUUUGCCAAGCGUUUAGAAGACAAUGUAGUACAUCUGGAUCUUCGUCGUGGUGUUGUCAGGGGAUUUAGCAAUCAUAUCUCAUUCAUACAUAAACCCACAACGAGGCCAGGGAGGUCAUGUGAUAAACAAGUUGUUCUUAAAUUAGAUUUUUCUGGUCCAUAUAAAGAGGCAAAAAUUUUAUUGGACUAUUCAGAACCUCCAAGGCUGUGGACACUUGAUAUAUCAGACUCACCAACCGGAGAUGGAUAUGGCGGUGAUAACGGAACAACAAGCAAUAUGGCGGAAACUCAAAUUCAUAAUAAACAAUUUAGAAUUUAUGGAAAUAAUCUGCCCGGGCACAUGGAUGCUUCAGCGAACGGUGGAUUAUUAAUAACGACGGUGGAUAAUUUUAUUAGGAGAGGAAGUAAUACAAAAAUAAGCAUCAGUGAUGAGCGAAUAGAAUGGAAAUCUGGACCGCACAAGGAUAACAUCAAAUCUCGCUUCUUGUACACUUUGCGAGGGCAACAGCCUCUCUAUGGAGCAGUCGAUUAUAGUGUGUAUGUUGGACUCAACCGGGUGGUGGCGGGAAACUUCAGGAGCGGAAGUGGUUUAUGUAGCGCCACGAUAACUAUGUAUUCUGUCCCUCGUAACGCAUGUGAAACAGGAACACAUACAUGUGACAGAGACGCCAUCUGUAUCAACACAAGGCGGCGCUACAAAUGUCGAUGUAAACCAGGUUUUUAUGGGACAGGGAAAAUAUGUGUAGAUGAAAACGAAUGUGAUUACGAAAAUGGAGGAUGUGUUCAUUUCUGUCAGAACCAGAGUGGUAAUUACACGUGUAGCUGUAAGGAAGGGUUUGUGUUGGACAGGGAUGGACACAACUGUAUAGAUAAAAAUGAGUGUUUAGAAAAUCUGGGCGGAUGUGCAGCUCAGUGUGUGAAUACCCUAGGGAGCUAUGAAUGUAGGUGUAAUCAAGGGUAUUCGUUGGCUCCAGAUGGCCGAUCUUGCCAGUAUGGAACUUACUGUCAGGAGAAUUUCCAGUGUCAACAUUUCUGUCACACCCCUGCUGGGAAACUGGUUUGUGGAUGUCGGGAAGGCUACAGAUUACAUAACAAUGCCCUCGACUGUAUUCAGACGUGCGCAGCAGGUAAUGGUGGAUGUCAACAUAACUGUACGGAUGGCCCGCUGGGCCCGAUAUGUUCUUGCGCUCCUAAAUACAUUCUGAGGGACGACAACCAUACAUGUAUUGCAUCUUGUGAAGUAAAUAACGGCGGUUGUGACAGAAAAUGUAUAGACACAAAGGCUGGUCCUCAGUGCUCCUGUCCUCGUGGUUUCAAACUACACCAGGAUGACAGGACGUGUCUAGAUAUAGACGAAUGUCAAAUCGGCAACGGAGGUUGUAGUAACAAGUGUGUUAAUACCAAGGGUGGAUAUGAAUGUGUAUGUCCUAAAGGCUUCAAGGUACAAGUGGACCAUCGCACCUGUACAGAUGUAGACGAAUGUGAAUUAAACACUACAUGUGACCAAAGGUGUGUGAACACUCCUGGCACGUUCCACUGCACGUGUAAAUCAGGAUACCAGUUAUAUGGACUCACGCAUUGCGCAGAUGCAAACGAAUGCGCUCACAAUAAUGGCGGAUGUCAACACACGUGUGAAAAUACUGAGGGAGGUUUCAUGUGUCACUGCCCGUCUGGCUUCAAACUACACACCAACCGGAAGGACUGUGUGUCUGACCAGACAUGUCUGCCUCUGCGGACACCUGCCAAAUCAAGCAUGACGUGUGUCCAGCAGGAUGGAGAUCAAGUAUGCACUGUAAAAUGUAAUCCACGGACUUACUCCACCAGCCCGAAAGCUGAGAAUGUCUACAGAUGUGGUGCAAGCACGGGCUAUGAAUGGUUACAUAGACUCUUGAAUCAAACUUUAUCGUCGUGUUCAGAAUCAGCUGAGGUCCCUGUUGUAAGGAAGUCUGCAAGAAUUUUAUUCGUGGCCAGCAAAUGUCGAGUCCGACGAAGUAUUCGAGAGGAAGUUCGACGGAAUAUUACUGCGCAGUUAGAGUUGAAAAAGUAUCGCUGUCGCCGAAAGUGUAGUGUUAGUUCUGUCAACAUUGAUUGUGAUACCCGAAAGUCACGUCGACUGGUUCAAGACCUGAAGGGGGCGCUCGUAGCUGCGGAUAUCGAGAUAGAGGUGGCGCCGCUCAAGACAAAAAAAAAAUGUGAUUUUAAGUGCACAAAAAAGCGGACUGAAAGACGCAUGAAAAAAUUAUUGAAGAGGAUGAAGAAAUUUAUAAAUAGAUCUCAGUUUGUAGUGAGCUACGAUGGCGAAGGUCGUGUAGUGGUAAAAAAGUCCUUCAAAUACAAAAAAACUGUAGGAUAUGUCUGUCCAGAAGGCAAAGUAAUGGCUGGUGACCAGUGUGUUGCCUGUAGUGUUGGUUCGUACUUUAAGCGGAAGUUAGCUGUUUGCUCUCUUUGCUCAAGAGGGUCGUACCAAGACCAGGAGGGUCAGACAUCAUGUGUAAAAUGUCCAAAUCGUAUACCGGGUGUGGGCAUCCGAGGAGCUAAAACUGAAAUGGAAUGUACAGUAUUAUGUGAACCGGGGACAUUCUCACACGAUGGUCUAAAACCGUGCGCGCCAUGCCAAGCGGGAACAUACGGACCGGAGUACGGUCGCACAUCCUGUUUUCCCUGUGGAGGCGGAUUGACCACUGACAGCAAUGGAGCCAGGACGUUCGCUGAAUGUUCUCCAAGAGUGACGUGCUCUCCUGGUCAUUUCUAUGAUGUCCAGAGUCAUACGUGUCAGCAAUGUCCAACUGCGAGCUAUCAGCCUGAUUCAGGCCAAUCAUUCUGUUACGCAUGCCCGGGAUCUACCGUAACGGAUUCGCCAGCAACUAUCAACAGUUCCGAAUGCAAAGAUGCUACCUGUGGUGGAAUGAUUGGGCGGUUGCAAGGGUUCAUACAAAGUCCUAACUAUCCCGGAAAUUAUCCAAACAAUAUUGAGUGUGUUUGGAGGAUUAAACCAAGUAAAAAACGGAGGAUUCUUGUGAUUAUCCCUGAAGUGUUUUUACCUAGAGAAGACCAAUGUGGAGAUAGCCUUGUUAUGAGAAAGUCAAAGAAAGCGUCUUCUCUCACAACAUAUGAAGCAUGUGAGAGCACGGAGAAGCCGAUAGCAUUUACUUCACAGACACACAGACUUUGGAUAAAGUUUAAAUCAGAUGGACAAAACUCGGCGGGUGGAUUCUCCAUUCCGUUUGUUACAUAUAACGAGGAUUAUCAGCAGUUAAUAGAAGACAUUGUCAGAGAUGGUCGACUUUACGAUUCUUAUCAGCACCAGUCAAUCCUGAAGGACAGGAAGAUGCUCAGCGUGCUAAUGGAAGUGAUCGCACAACCUUAUCACUAUUUCAAAUACGCCAACGCAUCUCGUACGAUGAUGCCAGAGUCGUUUAUAAAGCUAUUGACAUCUAAGGUAACUCGUUUCCUUAGAACAUAACUGGUUCUCUACUACAGCAUCUUUUGAAUGGAGAAAAAGGCACCUAUAGUUACGAGAAGCGUGAGGUUAGCGCUGUGGGAAUAACUGCAAGUCAGAAACACUACUUCUAUUAAUAGCACGAGAAAUAAAGAAAUGAAAAUGAUGCACUUUUGGAACCAUAACGUGCGAAAACAUUUUUACUAUACCUUACAAACUUGCGGAAGACUUAUAUAUUUCUUAUGUUAAAAAAGGAGAUGUUAGAAAGUGAUUUGAUGGUUCGUUUGAACUUCUGAGCGUUGGAUCUUCUCACCCAUGCUGUAUAUACUCGUUCCUUUUAAAGGGUCUUUAAGUCGAUUGUUGAUUCAACUCUGGUUACGAAAUAGAACACAUUAUAUAGAUAUAGACAUGUUUAUAUACCAAAACCUCACACUUUGUAAGACAAAGGAAUGGUUUUGUGUGUUGUUUUCCAAGUGUGGGUUGUAAACCAGUAACUAAGAUAAACGCCAUCUUUGUACAGUAUGAAUUGGAUGCCGUAGACCAAAAAAAAUACAUUUACGUCAUAUUCUUCAUAUACCGUAUUCCAAUGAAUGAUAAUUGUUACUAGGGAAAUAAAAUAUUGAAAUUGAUCGCAGUCUGAUGGAAAUGUGCAAUAACAUAUUUUUGUUUGACACUGAAACCGACAGAGAGAUUCGACUCAUAUGACGGUGUUCAUCUCUCUGAAACUCUUUUCAUUGAUGGACAGGAUACUUAAUAACGUUUUUAUCAUGAAAUAAGUACUGCAGAUAAAGCUGUUG